UACCGCACAUGCGCAGUGCGGCAAUUAUUUCCCACGUUUCCGCAAAUUUCUUGAAUUAUUGAAAUAAUUAAAUAAUUACGUGUAAUCACGAUUAAUGACUGAUUUAAUUAUCAAAACGAAUAAUUAGAAAAUUCUGAAAUUGACAAGUGGUGGAGGAAAUAAAUAAAACGGAAUGGCUCGAAGGAGGGAAAUCAAAACAAACCGGUGACACCGUUAAUUUUUUCCUCGAAAAAUGUAAUAAACUCCUUAUUUAGAGGCUCAGAGUAAUUGAAAACGGGUAGACAUGAAUCUGAAGGAGCCAGUAAGGAAAAAACGGGUGCGCCAGCGGUCCCAUGGGCCUUUUCCUAUUCCUUUCAACAAAGAUGACAAGUGGGUUAUGUAUACAGCUCACCUGAGUGCCUCAGGAACUUGCAUUGCUCAUCCUGAGGAGAUGGCCGCAGUCUACUGCAUGGGUUUCUUCGGGAAGGGCUCGUUGUCCAGGGGAUUUCCAUCCUUCGGGAAACGUCGAUUUGGAGCUCCUCCUCAGAUCAGGGAACGCCAGUGGAAGAGGAGGAAGCGAUGGCUGGAGGAUGUGAAGAAAUUACAGGCUGAACCUUUUGUAUUUCGGGGAGAGUCUGGAGUGGUGGACCUGGAACCGAAUAUUGAGGGUUCUGAGGAGUUUUUGGAACCCUCAGAAGGAGAUUCUGGGCCUAAAAGUAGUGGAGAGUCAUCCAAAGGGGGUGAGGAAGCCUCUGGAAUCGUUGAAAGCCAUAAGAGUGAGAAAAAUGGGGAGCAAUCGUCUGAAUCUGAGGAAAAAAUUGAAGAAAAUAAUUCUGAGGGUCAAGAGAACUCAAAGGACUUGACAAUCAUUACAAAUUUGUCAGGAGAACAUGAUAAAAGUAAAGAAAAUGAUGAAAUAUCAACUCUGGAUUCUUCAAAUCCCGAAAAUGCACCCAUAUCCCAGGAGAAAUCAUCAGAAAAUCAUUCUGAACCUCUGGAAAUUAAAGAAAUUCAGGAAGUGGAAAUAACUCAAGAAAAAUCGCCUCGUGCAGCUAAAACUCCAGGAGUAGCUCAAGAAACUGAAAAUUCUCGAGAAAUCGACGAAGUAGUUCUCGAUUCCACAGAGGAAGAGGAAGUCCUUGAGAUAAUGGACCCUAACAAAUCCGGAGAGACAGACUCCCAGGACGACAUAUGUGUGUUGAACGAGGAAAUAUCAAAGCCAGACAAUUUUCUUGAGUUUCUUCUCCCUCAGGAGAAGCCCCAGGUGAAUCCUAACGAGAUACUGGUGCUACCUGAUAGCGACGAAGACACUGAGGAUUACCUCAAAAACAUUAAACCCAGAAUCGAGACCGAAGGCUUUCCAGUCUCCGAAACUCUUCAAUUGACCUUCGAGGAGACGUUUUUCCUGAUGUAUGGACUGGGGUGUCUACAAGUGGUCAAUUAUGAUGGACAGAUCUUCAGUAUUAUCGAGGCCUGGAGGCAUUUUAACGAGCAGGAUGAGGGGUUCUUUAGUAAAUACGUCGUUUAUCAUUAUUUUAGAAGUAAGGGCUGGGUCGUGAAACCUGGACUCAAGUGUGCUGGCGAUUUCGUGCUGUAUAAGAAAGGCCCGCAGUUCUAUCACGCGUCGUACGUCAUUUUUGUGGAGGUGGUGGACGGUGACAAUCUCCUGAGGGACGACACCCAGACUAAGAGGGACACCUCCUGGAUGAAUAUUCAUUGUUUGAAUCGGCUGGCUCAGAGUGUCGCUAAGGAAUUAUUAAUCGUCCAGGUGCUCUGGCCCUCGACAGUCCCCAGGAACAGCAGUCCAGUUCCUCUGGAGGCAUUAUCAGAGUUCACAGUUCGUGAACUCCUGAUGAGACGAUGGAAUCCUAAUGAAACCUGCGAUGCAAUUCCCCUCGACGAAGAGGACGAGGACUCCGAGGACGAGGAUUCGUCCUAAUUUCAACAUAAAUCUACUUUUAUGACCAUUAACAUUUCCAGAAUAACUUUUCUAUAUUUUUAGUUAUGUACAUAAACUGAAUAUUUCAGCUUGUA
Molecule: messenger RNA, 2013 nt
Organism: Fopius arisanus
Lineage: Eukaryota; Metazoa; Arthropoda; Insecta; Hymenoptera; Braconidae
Gene: Tsen2
Product: tRNA splicing endonuclease subunit 2
Exons: 4
Coding region: 284-1918 (544 amino acids)
Biological process (GO): tRNA-type intron splice site recognition and cleavage; tRNA splicing, via endonucleolytic cleavage and ligation
Cellular component (GO): tRNA-intron endonuclease complex
Molecular function (GO): nucleic acid binding; tRNA-intron lyase activity
Source: RefSeq, a predicted model, not a curated record